This is a messenger RNA of Penicillium coprophilum, 1614 nucleotides long. RefSeq lists its product as uncharacterized. Gene Ontology annotation, cellular component: membrane. NCBI's taxonomy places the organism in Eukaryota, Fungi, Ascomycota, Eurotiomycetes, Eurotiales, Aspergillaceae. Bases 1 to 1614 code for a protein of 537 amino acids. Gene Ontology annotation, biological process: carbohydrate transport; transmembrane transport. Gene Ontology annotation, molecular function: carbohydrate:proton symporter activity. The transcript has 3 exons. The record is from RefSeq and is a predicted model, not a curated record.
AUGGGGAUUUUCAAUCGACUGCGAAUGACAGAAACUCCUCAAGAGGUCUUCAACCGCCGUCUCUUUUGGUCUGUGGGAAUUUUCGGUGUCCUAGGAGCAGGCAGAGGAAUAGACGAGGGCCUCGUCGGCGGCAUGAUCUCACUCAAAAGCUUCAAACGCGAAUUCCCAUUAGAUGUGGGCUCUGCGUCUGAGAUCGCCAACCGCGAAUCAAAUAUCACAAGUAUGGUGCAGCUUGGAUCAAUUGGCGGUGCAUUACUAGCAUUUCUUUUGUGCGAUCGAAUUGGUCGUGUGAGAACACUCCAGGCUCUCACCAUUAUAUGGGCCCUUGGCUUUGUGAUCGUCAUUACCAGCUUUGGCAGCAUCGGACAAAUUCUCGCUGGCCGCUUGAUUGCCGGAAUUGGGGUUGGUAUGACCACAGUGGUUGGCCCAACAUAUUUAGCAGAAGUUGCUCCGAAGGAAAUUCGGGGUAUGUUGACCAAUAUCUUUGCCGGCGCUGUGUACUUUGGUGUCAUGAUUGCCUAUUUUGCGAAUUGGGGCUGCUCUGUGAAUAUCUCCGAUUCUUCUCGGUCCCAAUGGGUGAUUCCGCAAUCUGUUCAUAUCAUGUUUGCAGGGAUCAUCUUCCUUGCAUCUUGGUCCGUUCCGGAGACUCCUCGCUUCCUUUCUAUGAGAGGCAAGCAUGAGCAAGCUCUGAAAAAUCUUUGCAUACUGCGUCAACUUCCCGCCGAACAUCCAAGCAUCGUGUCUGAGAUACUUGAAGUUCGCGAUCAACUUGAGAGUGAACAAGAAAGCACACGUGGAUCCUCAUUUUGGGGGAAACUGAAGGAACUGGUCACGAUCCCAGCGAAUCGCUACCGCUUGAUGCUGGGCGUGAUGUCACAACUUCUCGGGCAAUGGUCCGGCGCAUCAGCGAUCACCAUCUAUGCAACGAGCUUUUUUGCAGCGCUUGGAAAGACCGGCCAAAGUGAAAAGCUGUUUGCCACGUGCAUCUUGGGCAUUGUAAAAUUUGUCUCCGCCUACAUUUCUGCAUUCUUCCUUAUUGACUUCCUCGGCCGUCGUCGCUCCCUUUACACGGGAAUCAUGUUGCAGGCCCUUACCAUCUGCUACAUCGCCAUUUAUCUGGCAAAGGUUCCUGCCUCAGCCCAUGUCAGCGAGGAUGGUGCGAGUGCGAUAACGGGCUCAGCUAAACGUGCAGGCAUCGGCGCAGUCGCGGCAAUCUAUCUCUCUGGCUUUGGAUGGGCAAUCGGCUGGAACUCGUUCCAAUAUCUGGUCAACGCCGAAAUUUAUCCUAGUCGGCUGCGCGCCCUUGGAUCUUCGAUUGUGAUGUGUACGCAUUUUGCAAAUCAAUUUGGUAACACCAAGGCUGUUCCAAGUAUGAUCAUCGCGAUGACCAAUUAUGGAUUUUUUGUUUUUUGCACCGCGGUCUGCGUUUUGGGCCUUCUCUGGGUUUGGUUCUUUGUUCCUGAGACGGCAGGAAGAAGUCUUGAGUCAAUGGAGACAUUGUUUGAUCUGCCUUGGCACCAGAUUGGUCGUCAUGGAAAACACCUUGCUCCCGAUGCAAUUGAUUGUUUUGAUGAGGAUGAUAAAGAGAAAGCUACUGUAGUUCAUCAGGAGUAG